Podospora bellae-mahoneyi is the source of this 2961-nucleotide messenger RNA. RefSeq lists its product as uncharacterized. Gene Ontology annotation, molecular function: FAD binding; D-arabinono-1,4-lactone oxidase activity. The transcript has 2 exons. The coding region runs from base 449 to 2770 and encodes 773 amino acids. Gene Ontology annotation, cellular component: mitochondrion; membrane. The record is from RefSeq and is a predicted model, not a curated record. NCBI's taxonomy places the organism in Eukaryota, Fungi, Ascomycota, Sordariomycetes, Sordariales, Podosporaceae.
UGGUGAGACCUAGACAGCUGAACCGCGAGCUCGGCAGGGCCUAGACCAAGGGGACCAACCCCACUUCUCCAGACCAUGUAUCAAUAUUUUGUUAUCCAUUGGGUGAAGGCCACGCUCGACAGAAGCUCCAUUAUCCGUUGAGGCCCAACGAGUGUCCUUUGACACCUCGGAAUUUUCAUGAUCGAAUUGGAUUUCAUAACAAGUUGGAGAUUGUCCGCUGCACGGUUCGGUUUCAGAUUGAUAGGUAUCUUUGAUGGCCGGAAGCGGUACCUAGGUAGGUACUUAAAGGUAUUAAUACCCCGUGUUCUUUUUCUGGGUUUCUCCCUCUCUCCAAGGUAGCAUGGCCUGACUAUUUCUGCCUCAUGAAUUACCUUGAGCACACAUUCCAAGCACAGGAUCACCUUCACAGGAUUCCCCUCACAUACCCAAUAUCCAGUAUUCAGCCGCCAUGUCCCAACACUCUCAUCCGCCCUCGACCAGCUCUUGGCACCGAAGCGUUGACGAGCGCCUCUGUCUCAUUGCAGACGGGCUCUCCGAUUACGAUGACACCCCGAGAAACAGUCUCCCUACCAAAGAUAGUAUCCCUCUUGGACAGAAGCUUCCUGGUCUUGGUCCCCUUCUCAGAGACUAUCUCAACCCAGACGUCACUGUUGAGUCAGCAGACUUCCACAAACGGCUGCUUCGUGUCUUUCGCGAAUCCGAGUACGACUCUGCCUACGGGAAAUGCUUGGAGCGACUGAAUGCGGAUGAAAGAGACCGCGUGGAAAAAUUCGUCGCGGAUGACAAGCCUCUCGAAGAGGUGUCCAAUGGUUUCGACAUGAGCGUCAGUCUGGGUGUUCGUGAGCACCUUCAAAACCUUACGGGGGUCCCUGGUUUCCAGGUUUCGUCCAGUGGAGUUCAAGCAGUGCGGUUUCCUGCAGCCACUGGGUCCAACGGCACCGAGAGCGUUCAUCUAGAAGCCCGUUCUUUUACUCCAGUGGACGUUGAUGGCCUUGCUGGAGACGACACUCUCGAUGCCUUACACAAGAACGGCCGCCUCCACAACUUUAUCCGGAAACUCAAGGAUAUGCUCUCUGGCCACAAAAAGGAGAGCAACGUCAUAGUCUACGAAAACGUGCCCUUCAAAAACUGGGGCAUGGUCGUCGACUACAUACCCCACUACACCUGCAUCCCCUCCUCUGUCGCCGGUGUCCAGAACAUUGUCAGAUUUGCACGCGACCACGACAUGUCUGUCCGCUGUGCGGGCUUCCGCCACUCUUGGGCGCCCAUCUUUGGCCGCCAGGGGCAAAUCACCAUCUCUCUCCUCUCCCUGGAGGAGGCUACCAGAAUUCCUAAUUUCACCGCCAUGUCCAAAGCCCUGCCGGAGUGGCUGUUUCGCAAGACCGAGCUGCAAACGGUGGAAGUAGUCUCUGGCACGCCACGAGUCAAAGGCAAUGUGCUUGUCAGAAUUGGCGCCAGCGCGACAAAUGAGCAGCUGAGGCGGUGGUGCAUCAAGAAUAAUAAGUACUCGUACCCGCUUAAUGUGAUUAUGGUGGAGAUGACGGUCGGGGGGACGAAUGCACCUAUUUGUCACGGGGCUGGGAGAAGACAUCAGACUUUGAGCGACCUGGUCAGGAAGGUGGAAUACGUCGACUGCAACGGGAAGCUUCAAACUGUCGAUGACCCGAGACUUCUCCGGGCGGCGGCGGGGUGCUUUGGUCUCAUGGGUGUGAUAACCCAUCUCACGCUGGAGUUUGAACCCAUGAGCUACGCGCUGAUGAAGCCGGAGAAGAUCCCUGUGUUGAGGGCUGUUCCCCCGCCGGAUGAUAUGGCUAUGGAUAAGAUUCCCCCUGCUUUGAGACUGCCGAACUGGGCGCCGGAGCAGAGGGCGGCCGACAUCAAGAGGUUUGAAGAGUUGGCGACGAAUGGGUUCUACUCGGAGUGGUUCUGGUUUCCGUACUCGGAUUUGUGCUGGGUUAACUGCUGGGAUACGACUGCUGACCCAUCAGGAACUAAGGAUUAUCCGUCGAAUGCGCAGACGUUCUUCAUGUUCAUCAGCCAGUUCACGAUGAAUGUGCUGCAGAAUGCAAAGAUAUUGAACGAGCUGGUCGAGAAGUUGCAUAUGGACGAGGCAGCGGUGACGCUCAUCUCCAAAGCGGCAAUGUUUACUCUUCCGGCUUGGGACGAGCCGGUCAAGACCUACCUGCCGGAUGCGUUGCACUUCCAGAGAGGGAUUCAAAACGUCAGGGUGUUGGAUGUGGAGGUUGAGAUUCCGCUUCAACCAUCGGAAACUGAUCCCUCGAAGCCUGACUAUGCGGUUGUCAGAAGGGCGUGGUGGGAUGCUAUUCUGACCUGUUAUGCCCACAGCAGUAAGGGGUGCCCCCAGAGGAUGCCGCUUGAAAUGAGGAUCAUGGGGGGCAGUGAUAUCGUCAUGGCCCCUCAGAAGGGGAACAAGUUGGGAACGUGUGCCAUUGAGGUGCUGACGCUGGAGGCGGCGAAGGAGUUCUGGGUGCCCUAUGCGGAAGAGGUGGUUGGGAAGUGGUUGUCCUACUGUGAUAGGGGAGGGAAGAAGAUCAACACGAGACCUCACUGGGCAAAGCAGUGGGAUGGGAUCAAUGUUGACGGGAAGCCCUGGGUGGAGAAGAUGAAGGGAGAGGAUUACAGGUUGGAAAAGGAGGAGUUUAAGGAGCUGUUGGCUGAGAUUGGAAGGAAGCAUGGCUGGUCAUUGAAGGACUUGAAGAGCAGGUUUUCGAACGACUUUUUUGAUGCCUUUUACUUUGAUAACAUCUAGAACUGGGGGGAUGAAGACGCAUGUAAUGGAGGUUAUUCAUUUGCUUUGAAGGGCUGUCGCCCCUCGUCGUUCACCGCUUGCAUUCUAGACUCGUUCGUACGCCCAUCAUCAUGAAAUGUCUAAAAGAGAUCAAGUGAAGGGGCUGGAAGAUCAGCCAGUUUCUCGUCCAUUACCGCCUCGAGAUCUCAAGC